AUGGAUGUCAUCAGUGCAGAGAAGCUUUUUGCCAUAAAAUAUUGUUACAAGAAAAGCCAACUCUUCCUCUACAAUCUCAAUCUUUUUCACUCUCUCAUCAUCUUCUUCUUUACCUUUUGGCUUUCUUCUCAAUUUGAUUGCUUUCCUCCCGACGCGCUUUCUUCGAUGAUCAAUAUGGUCGUUAUGCCUCCCUCGUUCUUCAGCCCGAGUUGCUUCUUCGUCAUCGUUAACUUCAUUGUCAUCUACAUAGUUGGAGAACAGAAGCUCGCUGGUGCAGAAUCGUCUUCCAUUAUGAACAAAAUGUAUGAUGAAUACUACAUCGGGAAAACUAUGGAGAUGAACAUGAACUCUUGUGAAAAUAUGAAACAAUUGGUUGAGAAAGUAGUGGAAGAAAAAGAAGAGGAAGAGAUGGGCUUCGUCGAGGGCGACAAUGACGGUGUCGAUGUGAGUGAAAAGUUAGAGACCGAAGGCGAUUGCGAGUUGGCCAAUGAAGAGUUGAACAAAAGAGCAGAAGCCUUCAUUGCAAGAGUUAACAAGCAAAGGAAGCUUGAAGCUGUGGAUUGUUUAACUUCUAAUGGUAGCUAG
Molecule: messenger RNA, 585 nt
Organism: Benincasa hispida (wax gourd)
Lineage: Eukaryota; Viridiplantae; Streptophyta; Magnoliopsida; Cucurbitales; Cucurbitaceae
Source: RefSeq, a predicted model, not a curated record